GGGAGAGAGAGGGGGUGUGUGAGAGGAAAAAGAUGCUGAAUCCUGGUUGGCUGGGGAGCAGAGGCUGACUCAGUGGAUCUGGAUGAGCAGCGUGUGACAGAUGCAAUUCUCAUCCCAGUCCUCGCUAUCUGAAAAGGGGUUUGUUCUCCAUUAGCCCCAUUCAUUGGACCAGCAACAAACGCACUAUAACACCAUGCUUCCCUUCGCCAGACCCAGCACAGCUCUCUCACUAGCGCAUAUCACUUCCGCACUGAGGAGACUCAGCCCAGACACACUUCAUCCCAGCGCAGAGAGCCGAGACUGAGAGAGAGGAAACAACGUGUGAGCAGCUCUUUCUUACCAUUCGUUUCUCUUGCUGCUGCUGCACAGACGAGAGUGUGAUAACACAUUGCUGGAGGCUACUAAAAGAAGAGAGAAAAACCCAAAGUGACUGUAACAGACUGAGCAGAAAUGAUGCUCACUGAUGUUUGAGGAUCCAAAAGGAUGAGGGAACAUGCUCGCUCUAUUCCAGACUGAAGGAUAGUGAGCUCAUGUCUUUCUUCUAGACUGAGACAUAGAGUAAGCAAACAAAAGAAAAGGCUUGUUGUGUGGACUUGUUUUGCUGUCUCUUGUCUGGACUCUGUGUGCAUGCUUCUUCCCGUGCUUCUGUGCACUCCAUGCAUGGAAGCUUGGAAGCUUCGGGUCCCCCAUGGCGUGUUACUACAUUGUCAUCAGCUCCACGCACCUCAGCAAUGGACACUUUCGAAACAUCAAGGGAGUUUUCCGAGGUCCCCUCUGCAAGAACGGCAACAAAAACUUGGAUUAUGCUGAGAAGGAGAAAACCUUGGCAAAAACCCUGGAGGACCUCAAGGCCAACUUCUACUGUCAGUUGUGUGACAAGCAGUACUACAAGCAUCAAGCAUUUGACAACCAUAUCAACUCAUAUGACCACGCUCACAAACAGAGGCUGAAGGAACUGAAGCAGAGAGAGUUUUCCCGCAACGUGGCCUCCAAAUCCAGGAAGGAUGAGAGGAAACAGGAGAGAGCUCUCAGACGCCUACAUGAGCUCGCUGAACAGCGCAAAGAGGUGCAAUGUGCUCCAGGGAGUGGUCCUAUGUUCAAAUCUACCACGGUGGCAGUAGAAGGAACUUUCAGAGAGUCCUGUUGUGAUGAUACCCAAGAAGAGAACCAAAGCUUUGCGGCUCAGGACUCAGGGGCUCAGAUCCAUUCCAGCAGCUGUGGCUUAGCUAGUAAGCAGUCGCAGUGGCCGUACAAUGGGAAGGCCAAAAAACAAACUUUUAGACGCAAAAUUGCAUUCUCUUUUUCCUUUCCAAAGAAAGCAUCUGUUAAGCUUGAGUCAUCAGCUGCAGUUUUUUGUGAGAGCACAGAGGAGGGAUCGAUGGAGCGAAGAUGCAGACAAAGACUCCAAGUACCUCCUGUCGAGCUUGACCUCCCAGGCUCCCCCACAGUGGAAAAAGUACUAAAUUGUGAGGAGGCAUUUUACCACACUGGCCACAAUCUUUUUCAAAAAAGUGGCAGCCCAUCAAGUCAGGGGUCAUCAGAUAAGACUAUGGGGAGGGAGAGCCCCUCAUCAAUUGCCUCAGAUAUGUGUGCUUUGCUUGUUUACUCAGAGGAUGUGCCCCAUCCCUCCGUCUCCCUCGUAACUACUUCCCCUUUUCAUUUAAACAGUGCUGAUAUUGUUCUUGACUCUGAGGACUCUGUUGAGAGCCUGAAAAGCUGCACUGCUGAAAGUAAAACAGAGACCUCUGAGGUGACAGUAGAAGAGAGCAGCACUACUGAGGAGGGGAACUCAACCAUUAAUGAUCCUCCUGUAAGUUUCUCAGAUGUGUCACAUAAGAAUGAUUCUUCUCCAAGACAAAUCCAAGUGGAGGAUUCAACUGCAAAUAAAUCUUCCCAUUUCACAAAGCCCAGCCAGCCUUUUUUCUCUGUUCUAAGUAGGGAUGGUAACACAAUAUUCCAGUGGCCCUCUGAGAUGGUGACCUUCACAAGGACAGAGCCAUCCUUGUCUUUUAGUUGCAACCCCCUCCAUUUUGACUUCAAGAGGUCACGGAUUAUUCGGCCUGCUGACACUGAGGAGAUGGCUGAGCCCAAAACUGAUGAGGAAUUAUCUGUCUGCUCAGGUUUCAAAUCCUGCCACUCUGAUAAGCACAUGGAAGAAUCCACAGCCAGCCCCAGAAACAGUCCCAGCCAAGCACCUGAAGACAAAGUCAGAAAGUGUUAUCAGUAUUCAAGUGACACAGAGAGUUGUGUCAGGCUAAAAACACAAAACAGGUGUCGACAUUACAAAGAUUGGAUCCAUGCAAGUAAGAGAACGGAAGACAAGCUGUGGGCCAGAGAACGACAUCAUUACAGGAGCCAUGUCAAAAGGAAACGAAGGAGGCAGAAGAGUAGGAGAGAGAGACACUGGGAGAAAGAGAGCAAUGUGGUGAAAUGUAAGAAAUUACACAGACGACCUGAGAGUGUGGAAGGACUUGAUAGCCAAUUUAGAAGCAUCACUUCACAGCAAGUACAGCCAUUAGAGAAGUCAAAGCAGGCAGCUCAAAAUCAGGAUGAGAACAGCAGCAUAGCUCCCAUAGUUGAGGAAGGGGUGGGAGGCACGAGGCAGGAGGCACCAUCCAAUGUAAACAGCUCAGCGGGCUGCAUCAUUCUCUCUGAUGAGUUCUGUGCUGAUGGUGAAAAGGUGCUUGGGAACAGUGGGAAAAAGCCUGACAAUCCAACUCCAGGGGAACUAACGAUCACAAGACAGUGUUCCCACAGCCAGGACACAUCUCUCUUUCUGAGUUCCAGCACAGUCCUGGGGUGCCCAGAGGAGAUGCCUCCAUCAGCUGAGAUUGACAGAGAUGGACUUUGUAAAGGACAUAUUUUGAAAAGGCCACAUCAAGAUUCUCCAAGCAAUGGAGAUGAGCCCAGACCAGACGAUUCUUGUGGCCUCUGCCGAUCAUCAGCUGAAGUUUCUGAUGAAUGUUCACUAAAAGAAAAUACCUCUUUACAAGCAGAACUGACCUGUUGUGAGCAUGGGAUUGGGAGAAAAAGACAGAAACAGACACAUGUACAAGAUAAAACAUUAUGCCUCGCAAAUGAAUGCCUAGUUGUUAAGAACAGUGUUCUGGAGGAACAGGACAAGGAGUCGAGCAUGAAAUGCCCUUUGUUAAAAGGCAUGUGUGACAGUUUGAAUGGGGCAGACCAAAUUCCAUGCAGUAUUGAUGAUGGAGAGAGCAGUGCGGUUGAUUCUCAGACAGUUACGUCCAUUAGCAGUGCCCUGGAUUAUACUGUGGAGGAUAGCAGUAAAUGGCAGCAGAGCUCCACCUUUCAGAUCAAUGCUUCAUGCACCAAGGGCAGUCUAGCUCUGUUGGAGGCUAAUUCAAAGCUCUCAAAGGAGCUAACAAAGGAGAACAGUAACAUCCACUGUAGAGAGUCUAAAGCAGUACAAACCCCUGUAAAUAACUAUAACAAGUAUUCAGUGGCAGCUCAGGCCUGCCUGCUUGAUGUGAGAGAGAUUUCCCUGCAGAGGACUGAAAAAGCCACUCAUGAUAAAUCAUGUCAGCACAGCCUUCAAACCCUAAUGCAAAGGUUUCACCUAGGUGUUCAGGCUGAGGAGAAGUUGAGCAGGGAGUGCUUCCACACCACUAGCAGCCUCUUCCAACCUCCUCAUUCAUUCCAGCCUCCCUCAGAUGGCAUGGAGAGACACUGCCUCCUGCAGAUCCAAAGCCAAGGACAGGUGCUGCACCAGCAGGUGUACCCCACCAAGCUCAAAUCUGUCCUGUCCAGGCCACAUCUUCCUAUGUCAUCUGCUGUCCUCCAUCCAGUUCACCUGCCAUCCUCCGUGCCUUCUGGCUCCAUCACAAUACGUCACACCAUUCUACAGAACCAUGCCACUUUCCUUCCCCCACAACCAUGUUUAUACCCCCAGGUAGUGCCUGUUUCUCGACUUCCCAUGGGGCCAGAGAUCUGUCCACCAACUGCUCCUCCAUUCGUGACCCCUCCACAGGUGCCAGUUGUACCGGCACCCCCAAGUAUUCACCCUAUGACUUUGACGUUUCACGCCCUGCCCCGACCUGCAGUGUUUCAGCCCAUGUUGCCCCCUCAUCUUGCUGUCAUGCCCUUGCAGCCUCUCUUCUAGUUCUACUGUUAUUUCUGUAUGUAACAAAACAUAUUUUUAUUGCAGUAGUGAGAAAAACAUCUGCAGCAAUGCUCCCUUUGGUAGAAUGAUAAAUGGGAAAGACUGUCCCUGGGUGGCAUACAAAAGAGUUGUCUUUGCAGUUUGGAAAGAUUGCUGUUUCUGUACCAUUUUUGUCAGUAGAGAUUCUUGCAGAGAACAACUCCACAACACUCUUAUUAAGAGGUGUAUAACCCACCUACCUGAUUUAUUAGAAAUUGUUGAUCAGAGGAAUUGUUGAUUUUAACAGAUUUGUAUCACCACAAAGAUGAUAGUUUAUCAGCUCAUGCACAGCAUGAUCAUUUAAAUAUACAAUUUAGGCGCAUAACUUUGUAAAAAUAAUGAUUAAAAUUGUGUAACUACAUAAAUAUGUAGCUUUAGUAUAUAUACACUUAGAGAUAAUAACAAGAUAAUGUAAUAAUAAUAGUUAGCCCUGUGAUGGACUGGCCACCUGUUCAGGGUGUUUCUCUGCCUUUGGCCAAGGUAGCUCCAGCACCCCCUGUGACCCAACUUAGGAUAAGCAGGUAUAGAAAAUGGAUGGAUGGAUGUAAUAAUAAUACCAUAAAUAUAGUAUAUAUGAUGAUUGCUAUUGACUUGCAAUCUGUAGUGAUAUGAAUACAGGAUACAGGAUGUCCUAAUGGGCCAAACAGUGAUGUUAAAUGCAGUUUACAGAGUUCUAUAGUAAGCCUGCAGAUAAUUAAUGUAACAGAUUUUUUAAUCAUUUAUCAUAUGUGUCAGCAUUUAAAAUAAAUCACACUGGUACUAGUGUUCGAAAGUAAUUUCUUUAUAUAAAAAAAUUGCUGCUGUGCCUGUCAAAGGCUAGUGAAAUGCAGCAGGGUAGCGCAAUGCACCAUGUGCUAUGGCAGCACAGUGUUGAACACAUACAUAGUUUUAUGCAAAUCGAAAACCCCAUAGCAUGUAAUGGGAAAGCUGAAUGUGACUGUUGAGAGCUGAGCUGAUAUGGACAUUUACAGUAUAUUUCUUAUUUUGCUAAUUACCGACAGUGUUAACAUCAGAGCAGUAAAUAAACAAACACACAGACAAUAGUUAAGUUCAGAUUACAGAAUGUGUUAUGUGUGGUUUCAUAUGAACUUCAAACUGUAGAUCUUACAUGCUGUUAUCUAAAAUAUUUCAAAAGAAGCACAAACAUUACCAAGUGCUAAUCCACAUGUGAGUGUUUCCUGUAUCCCUUGUAUUGUAACCUGCUUGGAUUAGGUGAACAUAGGCUAGAUCUAUUUCUGAAAAUGUCAGUACUUGCUUUAGUACCCUGUCCUGUAGCAUUUAUUUAGGGAAUUGUAUUUUUCCUUAUAUAGACCUAUUUUUUAUGCUUUCUGUAUAUCUGAAUGGUUUACAUGCCCAAGAAUGGCCAAAUGAUUUAAGUAAAAAAAAUAAAAAUAAAAUUAAAAAAAAAAAAAAAAAAAACUUAAAGAACAUAAACAUAUACAUUCUUGUAAACUUGAAUACAAUGAAGACAAUUCCUCAUCUCAGUUUGUUGAAAUUUUUGGAUUUCUGAUUUUGUACCAGAAAUAACAUUACAAGCCUUGGCAGUAAAAUGCUAGUAAUGUGAUUAAUUGCAACAAAUAUUUAAAAUAGUUUUGUUAGCGAGGGAUUACAUUUCUUCAGCUUGCACCAGAUGAAAGAGUCUAAACUCAAGAGAAGGAUUCAUUUACUUAUUUAAAAUACUAACUACUAAGAUAGUUGAAUGGAAAAGCUAGCUCGUUUGAGAAGACCAGAGCAAAUUUUCUGUGUCUUUGAGUUUUCAGAACCCUUUCAUUUCAAUGGAGACGUGUUGAACUGGAAUUAAUGACUUAGCUAAUGACUUAGCUUUAUUCUUGAUUUUGCAGAUAGCCAUAUGGAAAGUAGCCUGUACAAAAUUAAUUCUUGGUAAUUAUGCUCAGCCAUAUGGUUUUUUUUAUUUUUUAUUAUUAUUAUUUGUUUUGUUUUUUUAUUGUGUUUAUUUAAUUUUAUGAGAUAUGAAUUUCUUUCUUUUUUUAAAUACCAUACAACUCAACUAGGUAUUGCAACACUGUUAGUGAGCAAAACUCAGAAAUAACUAAAUAUAAUAAAUAAUACAUUCAUUUACAAACAGGUAACAAUUACUCUAUUCAAUGCCUAGUGACUAACCUGCACAUUUAUUUAUUUAUUUAUUUGAGAAAAAUCUACUGAUUCAAAUGAAGUAAAUACUGUAGAUUGUAUUAGAAAAGUCCCAGUGGAGGAAUUUGCUUGAAGCAAAACUGGCUGAUCUUUGUGCAGUCUUUUCUUUAUUUGUCUUAAGAUCUCAUGUAAUUUCUUUAUGUAAUAAUAUAUAUACUUGAUAUUUUAAUGCUGUUUUUGUAACAUGUUCCACAAAGCCCUUAAUACCACCCAAUUGCCCCCUCUUAAUUCAUGUCAAUUCUGGAAUUCUAAGCUCAUAGGAAAUUGUGUAAAUGCACAAAGCUACUUUUACCUGCAGUUGAUUAAACUUGCUUUGAAAAACUGUAUAUGCUGUAAAUCAGUACUAUUUAUAAAUCAUGUAAUAUGUAAUGUACAUGUACAUAUGUUUUAUGUUUUUAUUGUGCAAGGUACCCUGUAUGUAUGAAUUAUUUAGAUAAGAUAAAACCACUAUGUUUUUUACGCCUCUUUGCCAACUGAAUGAUGCUGAAUUAAUAUGUAAUAAAAAUAAAUAAAUAAAAAACA
Molecule: messenger RNA, 6832 nt
Organism: Myxocyprinus asiaticus (Chinese sucker)
Lineage: Eukaryota; Metazoa; Chordata; Actinopteri; Cypriniformes; Catostomidae
Gene: znf804a
Product: zinc finger protein 804A
Exons: 4
Coding region: 689-4120 (1143 amino acids)
Cellular component (GO): nucleus
Source: RefSeq, a predicted model, not a curated record